This is a messenger RNA of Verruconis gallopava, 639 nucleotides long. RefSeq lists its product as uncharacterized. The record is from RefSeq and is a predicted model, not a curated record. The transcript has 2 exons. Lineage: Eukaryota; Fungi; Ascomycota; Dothideomycetes; Venturiales; Sympoventuriaceae. Bases 1 to 420 code for a protein of 139 amino acids.
AUGGUUGUGGAUUGGAUGGAUGUGACCGUUUCGAUAUUCACGUGCAACCCAUCUGCCGUCCACAUCAUUGUCGUUGAAUCAGAAGGCGGGUCCGUGGUUGCUGUUCUUAACGCAUCACCCUCACAAGCUCCUGCCAUCGGCGUUGGUGUGGAUGUCGCGCUCCUCGUUCGGGUCAAGGUGAGAGCAGCCGCAUCACCAUCGGCGGUAAUAGACUCUGCCAUCUCGACGAGAAAUGUUGGCUGCGUCUCGGCAAGGGAGCCUGUGAAUGAUCCUAAGGGGACAUUAGCCUUGUGCGGAGGCCGCGAGGCCGAGUGCCAGGACGAGGCAGGGGAUGAAUUGACGGGCCAUGGCUGCACGGCUGCUCGAAAUGCAGAAAUUGAAUGGGGUAAAAUUGUCGUGCUUGAGAUGAUGCUGCGUUAAAAUCUGAUUCCUUUUCCACGGUCGGACUGGUUCGUUGUCAAGACGAGGAGAGUGUGCAGAGCUUGAGUAUGGCACAGAACUGAACAAUGGGAAAGCGCCUAUCCUGCAGUCAUUAAUGGAGGCGCGAUGGAGAGUGCGUAACAUGAGCAACUCAUCGAGGUAGGAGCAAAAGGAACAUCAUCAGAACAAGCAUCAUCUACACAUUCCAGCAUCACCUAG